AUGAAACUCAAAGUCGAGGAGGAUCCCGAGAAGCACAAAGGCAUGUGCCUCCAGGAGCUAGUUGAGGCAAUCCCCCUGUUGGGAUCUCACUUGCGUCGCAAGGCUGUAAUGCAGGCCGUCGAGAGACUGCAGACGUUACAGAAGGAGUUGGAUUUGGGGUCAGAUUGCAAUCGGCCGGCGGCUGGUGGACGGGACUCCUUGAACGUGGAGGACACCCGAGUCGCGGAGGACACCCGAGUCGCGGAGGACACCCGAGCCGCGGAGGACCCCCGAGUCGAGGAGGGUCGCGGAGGCCAUGCGGGAGUUCAAGAAGUUCCAGCCAAGCAGAAUUCCGAAGGAUCCCACUGCCUUGGUGCAUCUGGACGUCACGGAGGAUCCCAAUGUAAGCCAGGAUCCCAAAGUAAGCCAGGAUCCCAAAGCAAGCCAGGAUCCCAAAGUAAGCCAGGAUCCCAAAGCAAGCCAGGAUCCCAAAGCAAGCCAGGAUCCCAAAGCAAGCCAGGAUCCCAAAGCAAGCCACGAUCCCAAAGCAAGCCACGAUCCCAAAGCAAGCCACGAUCCCAAAGCAAGCCACGAUCCCAAAGCAAGCCACGAUCCCAAAGCAAGCCACGAUCCCAAAGCAAGCCACGAUCCCAAAGCAUGCCACGAUCCCUAAGCAAGCCAGGAUCCCAAAGCAAGCCAGGAUCCCAAAGCAAGCCACGAUCCCUAAUUCAAGCAAGUCAAAUGGACUCCGGACAUGAAACUCAAAGUCGAGGAGGAUCCCGAGUAGCACAAAGGGAUGUGCCUCCGGGAGCUAGUUGAGGCGUGCUAAAAAGAGGGCAACAAAAAUACCGACUCCGGAUCUUUUACCGAGUAGUAUUUCAGCCCUGUCGAAGGGGAAAAUGGCUACUUGGAUGAAUAUUUGUUCGAUGAGUACGAUGACUACGAGGACUAGUAUGCAGCCUUUUACUGAUGAAUCUGAACAUGUCUUCUCCGCCGGACGGUGACUUGAACUCGGAUGAUCGUGACAGUCUUUGAGACCGUCGCUGUAGCUACUUGGCCGUAAUAAUUGUAACAACGGUUGAUU
Molecule: messenger RNA, 1063 nt
Organism: Penaeus chinensis
Lineage: Eukaryota; Metazoa; Arthropoda; Malacostraca; Decapoda; Penaeidae
Product: MARCO-like protein
Exons: 4
Coding region: 1-798 (265 amino acids)
Source: RefSeq, a predicted model, not a curated record